Haplochromis burtoni (Burton's mouthbrooder) is the source of this 5632-nucleotide messenger RNA. Its product is annotated as major facilitator superfamily domain-containing protein 6-A. The coding region runs from base 292 to 2664 and encodes 790 amino acids. The transcript has 7 exons. Lineage: Eukaryota; Metazoa; Chordata; Actinopteri; Cichliformes; Cichlidae. The record is from RefSeq and is a predicted model, not a curated record. Gene Ontology annotation, biological process: antigen processing and presentation of exogenous peptide antigen via MHC class I. Gene Ontology annotation, cellular component: plasma membrane.
CGUAGAGGUCCCAAUGGCGGGCUUGACCGCGGCGUCUCUGUUUUCUGGACAGGUGGAAGCUCCGGUUUGACGAGCUGCCGUUGUUCUCAAUACAAAGACAGGCGGAGACGAGAAAGACCUGAAAUUCCCCCCGAAUUAAAACAUGAACUUAUGUCGGAGACUAUAAAUAUUUUACAGAAAAUAAAAGCGGUAGUUUGAACGGUUUUUGUGAAAAAUGUCCGCAGGAGAAGAGAGAAAAUUGAAGAGAAACUGCGCAGUCAUAGUUUAAUGGGAGCGGUGACCUGAGCAGAUAUGCCAGCCGACGACAAGGUUGCCAUCCUGACAGAUGAUGAGGAGGAGCAGAAGAGGAAGUAUGUCCUCGCUGAGCCAUUCAACACCCUCUCCAUGGCCCAGCAAGAGGCUGUCACAGCGCCACCAGGACCCGGCUCUGACAUGGCACGUGAUCAGGUGGCAGCAGUGGCGGCCUCACAGCCAAAUUCCAUGGACUGCUGCGAGAGGACGUGCCUCCGCAUCAACAGCCACCUCCUCAUCUCCAAAGUCUUCUAUUUCUUUUUCUAUGCCGCCUACGGCUCGCUGCACCCCCUGCUGGCCGUGUAUUACAAGCAGCUUGGCAUGUCAGCCAGCCGCAGCGGGCUGCUCGUCGGCAUCCGCUACUUCAUUGAAUUUUGCAGCGCCCCCUUCUGGGGUGUAGUGGCGGACCGUUUCAAGAAAGGAAAAGUUGUGCUGCUGUUUUCCGUUCUGUGCUGGUUAAUGUUCAACUGCGGCAUCGGGUUUGUCAAACCUGCGGAAAUGAUAUGUGAGGAAAAGGGAGCUUCUCUCUCCACGCCUGUUCCACCCGUGGUAACGGUCCAGCCUCAGGAUAACGUAACACAACCAAGCAACUCCACCAACCACACCAGAAGUCGGCGAAACGUACUGGAGCUGCAUGUGGAGCAUUCCCACGUGCUCCACAGGCUCGAACGUAGUGUGGAUGCCAACAUAACCACAACAUACUCUCCAUUUAAUUUACUAAACACCACCCAGCUCGUACCAAACACCACUCUGCAGACCACCACCAGUUCUGCUCCAGCACCUGAGAAAAAGUACCAGAUCAUCUACAACAGGGACCAGGUGGAGUCCAUCUUCCUGCUCAUCCUGCUUGUCAUCAUCGUGGGCGAGUUCUUCAGCGCUCCCGCCGUCACCAUCGUGGACACGGUGACCCUGCAGUAUCUCGGUAAAGCCCGCGACCGCUACGGCCUGCAGAGGAUGUGGGGCUCUCUGGGUUGGGGUCUGGCAAUGCUGCUGGUGGGCAUCUGGAUUGACCACACUCAUAUCACCGUGGCGAUUGAAGGCACUGGUUGCGCUGUGCCCGAUUUUCGCCUUCACAACUACCAGCUCGCCUUCAUUGUCUUUGGUGUUCUGAUGGGUGUGGCGUUGAUUGUGGCCACUCAGUUUUACUUUGAGAAAGGCGGUGAAUACCAGCAGGAAGUUCCAGAGGUGGUGGAGGACUCGGCGAACACUGACAGGGAGUCAGUCACUUCAGAGCAGACCCCCAGCAACCCCAACACCACCCAGGAGUUCCACUACAGUGACCUCCUCAAGCUGUUGUGCAGCGUGCGCUACAGCUCCGUCCUCUUUGUCGCCUGGUUCAUGGGCUUUGGCUACGGCUUCGUCUUCAGCUUCCUGUACUGGCACUUGGAGGACCUGGGCGGGACCACCACGCUCUUUGGGGUCUGCUCCGUCCUCAGCCACAUCUCAGAGCUCGCUGCGUAUUUCACCAGCCACAAGUUCAUCGAGCUCGUGGGACACAUCAGAGUGCUGUACAUCGGGCUGGCCUGCAACACAGCUCGCUACCUGUACAUCUCCUACCUGGAGAACGCCUGGAUCGUCCUGCCCAUGGAGAUCCUUCAAGGUGUGACCCAUGCCUCAGUUUGGGCAGCUUGUAUCUCCUUCCUGAGCGCCGCGGUCCCGCCGGCUCUCAGGACGUCGGCGCAGGGAAUUCUGCAGGGGCUGCACCUCGGGCUGGGUCGCGGCUGCGGAGCCAUGGUCGGAGGAGUAUUCGUCAAUUAUUUUGGUGCUGCAGAGACGUUCAGAGGAAUCGGCAUGGCCUCCCUCGUCAUCCUCCUCAUCUUCUCCUUCAUCCAGUGUCUGACCGGAGACACUGAAGGCAAAGAGGACAAAAUGCUAGCAGAGAACAUCCCUGUGCCCUCCAGUCCAGUCCCGAUCGCCACCAUCGACCUGGUGCAGAGUCACGCACCCGACGGCAGCCCGGCCCCAGUGCGACAGGCUCCCUUGUUGCCAGUAAGGAAGACUAAACAUCAGGAGGAUCAGGAGGACCCGAACAGACCGGCUUGGAUGCUUUCCGGUGCCCCCUGGGUCACCAUUGCCUUCGCCUUUGUCCAGAUCAAAGAGAUGAUCAGCCUGGCAAAGAACAGCACUCGAGACCCUCACCCACUGCAGGUGCAUAAUGAGCGGGCGGUGGCUGAGUACGAGGCGGUGGCAACUUCGCACAGAAACUCGAGUGAUGACGGCGCACACCCGCCGAAAUCCACCACGGAAACUCCCACGCAAGCAGACACCGCCCACACCUCACACACAGACUCUGACAAAGACCAAACGCACCCUGCGUCAGACGGAGGAGCGCCCAAAGACAAUACGGUCUUCACAGAAGAAAACCCACAUUGAGUGUUCAUUUAAAAACUAUUGAAUGCACACACAGAGGGCUUUAACCCCAGUGUGUUUCAUUACUGCAAAGUGACCUGUCUAAACAAGUUCAUCUGUCCUCUAGUUCAGUGUUAAAAUCCUGUUGUGUGGUGAAGUGAUUCCUCUGCAGUUUAUAAACACUGUGUCCAGAUUAUUCUAAAAGCUAGUGUAGUGUGUACAUAUGAUUGUGAAAUGGGGGAUUAUCCUUGAAUACUGGAAGCAAGCUGGGAAUGGUUUAAUUCUAGAGGUGCAGUGGUUUCUAAACUUCAUUAAUGGAUGGUUUUUGCAGCAGGUUUGAAACUGAUCUCUGCGCACUGCAACACCUUCCAGUGGAUUGUGAAGGAAAUUCCUUCAUUUGUAAAUGUGCCUCUUGAUGUGUUAUUUAACUUAAUUUACAUUUAAAAUGGGAAGAAAACUGUUGAAGUGUUUUUUAAAAGAAGUAAUGAUACAACGUGCAGCUUUGACUGGACGACAGCACAAAUGACUUCAUGGGAUUUUAACUUGUGGCAGGGAUUUUUUUUUUGUUUUGUUUUGUUAAUUCUACUGUAAUACAAGAGUUCUCAAUCUGAAUGUGCCGUAGAUCAUUUUCAUGGCUUUGAAUGUGUGGAGCUAAAUUCACAAUAAAAGCCUCUCAGUUGUGUCUGGCUGAGUGCUUUUAAUUUGAAGCAGCAGCAUAAGUAACUAACCGUGAAAACUACCACAUACUGAAUGAGAAAUACAGCAAACAGAAAAGCUUUACAACAAGUUUAAAUUCAACCUGUGAUUACUUAGUAUAUAAAUGAAAUCAGAAACAUUUUUUUAAUGCACAUAAAACGGAGGCUAUCUUUUCUACUGAGGGCCUGCUUUUCUAAAAAUCAGUGUUUAUUUUUUUCUUGGGGAAGUUUAACCCAUUUAAGUUAAUGUAUCAUUUUAAUGUUUCUCUAAAAGUUAACUAAUGUCUGUUGUUCUGGAGCUCUUUCUACGAUCCCCAAAGAUUUCUGUAAUUAAGAAAAUGUCACCUUUCUCUUCCCUCCUCAUAGAAAUGACCUCUCCUUUCUCCUUGUCUUUGUAGAGUCAUGAUGAGGCACAACAAUGUAAAUUUAGAGGUAAAUAACAAACAGUAAAUUAUACAUUACAUGUGCACACUUUCACCAAAGUUUUGUCUUUUUUUUUUUUUGUGUUCUUCCCCUACGUUUCCACUGUUGCACAAAAAAAGGAAACCGAAAUAAAACAGUUGCAUAAAAUAAUGAAUCAAAUACUGCAAAUAUAUUGGUGAAAAAGUGCAUAAAAAUCAGGCAAAUCUAGUUGCAGUAAAAAUACACAAAGUUUAUUAAAGAGAACGUGAUUCUAGGGACAAGAAAAAAUACAAUAAAUUAGAUUUUCUAAUACUUUGGUGAUAAAAAUUUGAAAUAAUAAUAAUACGCACAGCCUGUGACGGCACACCUUCACAGUGCGUGAGUAAAAAUUAAUUUGUGAAAUUUCUUGAAGAUAUAGAUGAUUUCUCCUGUGAGAACUUCUCUGAUUCUGACAUGCAAAUAAUAAACUGGUGCUUAUUAAAAUUGGGUUUAAUUCAUUCAAGCAUAAAAUGAGUGUAGACAGUCUGUAACCAUAACUGUACAAUGAGAAUGAUUCAGGUUAAUGCAAAGGCAACCACAUGAAAUAUAAUUACAGUUCAGGUAGUUAAUGGCACUGUAUUAUUCGCAAGAUUAUCAUGUGUGGUGUUAACACAAUCUCCAUAUUUCAUGUCUCAAAUGUCGCUGGAAAAAGCGAAUAACCGAGACAUAUAAGAAGACCAGAACGAGCUCCGUCACGUUCAGGGGGAUGGUAAAUUAGUUUGCCCCUCAUAUGACAGUUGACACUGAUAUAGCUAUAAUGUGGUUAGAAGAACUAUCUGAAAAACUGUUUAUUACAAAAACAAGUACUGUUGGUUGUUAAUGUAUUUUUUACAUAAGCUUACAAUAAUUUGGUUACGUCUGUGGUCUGUCUGUUGGGAAUUGCUGUAAUACUUAAAACUGUAUUUUUCAAAUUCCUUAAAUACAUUUAAUUAAUUUUUUUCAGUGCCGUUUCAGGUUGUGGGUACCUUAAAAAUGGACAGAGCUGGAAAUGGGAAGAAUAUUUUCAUUCUUGGACUCUACUAGAGUAGCUUUGUAUGAUUCACAGUUCAAAAUAAUCCGUAUUUAUAUUAAAAUGGGUCUCACUUCAUCCCUUUGACCAGCCUGGGAAUACACUGCACUCACUUAAGCGCUUUGAUUCCAGCAAACGUGUUUCAGAAGUGUCUCUAUGCUCGGGCGUAGAAAUCAGAUAAAGUUUCAAAAUAAAAGACCCAGAAGAUUACAUUUCUAAAACACUCCUGAUGUGAUUUGAAGGCAUUGCAGCAUCCCACACUCAAACCUAGUGUAUCCCCAGAAGGGAUGACAAUAUGUAAGGACGUCUGCUCUUACUGAUAUCAUAAAGAGCAAAAGAAAUGAUAAGAUGGCAUUUGGAGUUUGCGGCUCAAAAGGGUUGCUUGUACAUACGUUUUGUCCAUGUUUAACGUGGGUUUUGGCCACUGGAACAGAAGAUGGAUGCAAAAAUGUAGGAGAAGCAGAAUUGGUCCACAUAAAGACGUUACAUCCUCUACCUUUGUUGCUCCUUGACAAAUCAGAUUGUUGAAGUCUCGUGGGAGGAACUGCUGAGUCUGUUAAUUCUCGUCAGAGCUCACUGAAGGAGCUGUGAUGAAGAAGUGCCUCUUCUUAAUCAUCAUUAUUAUUCUAACUUCUUAUGAUGCGAUGUUGAGCAAAGACCCCUUUACUGUGCUACACUACACUGCCAACAGCUGACAUGCUCUCUGCUUCCUGUCUUUUAUUUUCAUGCCAAUAGUUUUCAGUAUUGAGUGUUUUUGUGCCGUAUGUGUAGGAAAGCCUUAAAGACGAAGCUAUUCGAUGUACUGUAAUGAUGUGCGGUCAAUUAAAGGACUUUUGGAAAAGGCCAA